AUGAGAAAUGACAGAAUGAACAUGAUCCAGACUUAUGAGCAGUACAUCGCCUUGCACGAAUUACUUGUGGAAGGAUUCAAUUUACAAGAAUCACUCAUUUUUCGAGUGAAUUUCCCUGCUGUCCUGGCAACAAUGUGUCCUACGAAUACACCAGCGAAUCAGACAAAGAUUCAUCAGGAAUAUAAGGUAUUAAAAUCAUUAACUCCAAACUACUCCCAAGGUUGUUUUAAAGCUGCAUUACGGGAAGAAAAUUUGGAAAAGAACCGGAAUAAGGACAUCUUAGCAGCGGACAAGUUCAGACCUUUUCUUCAGUCACAAUUACCGAACGUGACAGAUUACAUUAAUGCUGUAAUGAUACAGUCACACACUUCGAUGUCGGGGUAUCUGAUGACACAGUUUCCUCUUGAGGACACCAUCGAUGACUUCUGGACAAUGGUGUUUGACUACAGCUGUGAAAACAUCGUCGUCCUCGGAAAAACAACAGAAGUUUGUAAUAACUGA
Messenger RNA from Mizuhopecten yessoensis (Yesso scallop), 501 nucleotides. Its product is annotated as receptor-type tyrosine-protein phosphatase U-like. Gene Ontology annotation, biological process: protein dephosphorylation. The transcript is spliced from 5 exons. The coding region runs from base 1 to 501 and encodes 166 amino acids. Lineage: Eukaryota; Metazoa; Mollusca; Bivalvia; Pectinida; Pectinidae. Gene Ontology annotation, molecular function: protein tyrosine phosphatase activity. The record is from RefSeq and is a predicted model, not a curated record.